Molecule: messenger RNA, 505 nt
Organism: Dryobates pubescens (Downy woodpecker)
Lineage: Eukaryota; Metazoa; Chordata; Aves; Piciformes; Picidae
Gene: ATP5MC2
Product: ATP synthase membrane subunit c locus 2
Exons: 5
Coding region: 56-448 (130 amino acids)
Biological process (GO): proton motive force-driven ATP synthesis; proton transmembrane transport
Molecular function (GO): proton transmembrane transporter activity
Source: RefSeq, a predicted model, not a curated record
GCGACCUGCCCGCUGCCGGCGCCGCAGCCCUGCCUGUGUCCCUCUGUCCCUCACCAUGUACGCCUGUGCAAAGUUCAUCUCCACUCCUGCUCUAGUGAGGAGGAGCUCACGGGUGCUGUGCCAGCCCCUCUCUGCCUCCGUGCUGAGCAGCCCUGAGGCCCGGACAGAGCAGGCGAGGGCGGGUGGCCGCCGUGCCCUGCGGACGAGCGCGGCUCACCGCGACAUCGACACCGCCGCCAAGUUCAUCGGCGCCGGCGCCGCCACCGUGGGCGUGGCAGGGUCCGGCGCUGGCAUCGGCACCGUCUUCGGCAGCCUCAUCAUCGGCUACGCCAGGAACCCCUCGCUGAAGCAGCAGCUCUUCUCCUAUGCCAUCCUGGGCUUUGCCCUCUCCGAGGCCAUGGGGCUCUUCUGCCUCAUGGUGGCCUUCCUCAUCCUCUUUGCCAUGUGAAGGAGCCGGUGGCAGUGAUGGUGACAGAGCCAGCGCCCCACCGCGCCAGGUGCCCCU